Molecule: messenger RNA, 1053 nt
Organism: Fusarium vanettenii 77-13-4
Lineage: Eukaryota; Fungi; Ascomycota; Sordariomycetes; Hypocreales; Nectriaceae
Exons: 6
Coding region: 1-1053 (350 amino acids)
Source: RefSeq, a predicted model, not a curated record
AUGAAUAUCAAUACUUCCAUUGGUAUCCAGGCAGUACUCCUUGUUUUAGCAUUGGUGGUACUGCUUCUACGAUGCUGGGCGAAUUAUUUGAUGAAGCAGUCUCUACUCAGCGUGCCCGAUAUUUUCGCGUGGCUGGGUUGGGUUUUUAGCUUGGGAUGGUUUGUCUGCUCGACUCUUGCGCUUCGAAUUCUCAUAGAGAAUCCUGCGGUCGGUUCCGAACUCGUUGUCAACUCAGUAGAGUAUUUAAAGAUAGUAUUGGUGGCAGAGUACUUUUUCGACACUGGAAUUUACUUCCCCAAGAUAUCCAUUGUUUUGGUUUACUGGAAAUUGAUUCCCGGGAUUUUUGGAUCAUUAAGACGCGUGUUACUCGUAACCUCGAUUUAUCUUGGUUGCGCCUUACUCGCAUCAGUCCUCACAAACACUCUAAUUUGCCUACCUUUCUCUGAUAAUUGGUCUAUCGAAAACCAGCUGAAGUCAGCGUGGAACUCGUACCCUUCUUUUUGUAUUCAAUGGGGUCUCAACUUUUCGACGGAUUUGCUGAUCUUUUUCUACCCCUUCUUUCUACUCAAGCACUUGAAACUUCGCAGGCAACAAAAGAUUGCCCUUAUUGGCGUUUUUUCUUUGGGUGCCAUUACAUUGAUAGUCAGCCUCUCCCGGUUCAUUGCAUACAAUGCGACCAAUUUUGAGCUUGACGACGAGUCUGGCAAUACCUUAUCUCUUGCCGAGAUGAGCACCGCCGUCAUCGUCGUGUGUCUCCCCGGUCUUCGAAGGUUCAUCAUCCGAUCGAAAACAUCUACCAAUCGCUCCUCUUCGAACCAGCUCAGCGGCUAUGGUGUCCACACAAAGAUUACCGGAGUAGGCCAAAAUGACAACACAGAUAAAGGACAAGCUCUGUCAUCGCAGUACGCUAAAUGGGGCGUAAGGGAUGAUGAAAUCGAGUUAGUAACUCACAUUCGCGUUUCCCAUGAACUGGUGAAUCCAGACGAUACUCGCAGCGCGAGCGGACAAAGCGCAAUUAGUCAGAACGUUAAAGUACAGGGCUCUCAAUAUUAG